Messenger RNA from Zootoca vivipara (common lizard), 2448 nucleotides. RefSeq names its product kelch domain containing 3 (gene KLHDC3). Gene Ontology annotation, molecular function: protein binding; chromatin binding. The record is from RefSeq and is a predicted model, not a curated record. Gene Ontology annotation, cellular component: cytoplasm. NCBI's taxonomy places the organism in Eukaryota, Metazoa, Chordata, Lepidosauria, Squamata, Lacertidae.
AGCUGGGCCUGUGGGAGGGAGGGAAGGAGCGGCUGAGGCGCCUGAGGAGAAAGCUCGGGGCUUGGCUGGCCGGUUAACGGCGCCGGGAGAGCGGGUUCGCGUGACCCUUCGGGGCCGCGGGCCGGCCCCGCGUAACUUCCCCCCGCCCGUGGGGGGCAGAUUAGAACUCCCAUCAACAUUCUCAGAAGAAUGGAGAAAAUAUUCCACCUGUCCUGUCUAAAGCAUCCAGAUACAUUGUACAUUGAGCAGAACAAAAUUCAGAGCUCUGUGGCUACAUACCAGCAUGGUUGGUAGCCCUGUUGGCAUGAAACUCUAAUGCCCCAACCCCCUUCUUGGAGGGACUGAGCACUUGCAAAAGGGAAUGUUACGGUGGACAGUGCAUUUAGAAGGUGGGCCCCGGAGAGUAAACCACGCUGCUGUGGCUGUUGGACACAAAGUCUACUCUUUUGGCGGUUACUGUUCUGGGGAAGACUAUGAGACACUGCGACAGAUCGACGUUCAUGUAUUCAAUGCAGUCUCUCUGCGCUGGACCAAACUACCACCAGUGUGGACAAACAGCAGGGACCAUGUGAGGGAAGUUCCAUACAUGAGAUAUGGACACUCUGCAGUGCUUAUUGAGGACACCAUAUACAUUUGGGGAGGCCGCAAUGACACUGAGGGAGCCUGCAAUGUCCUAUACGCCUUUGACGUCAGCACUCACAAAUGGUUCACACCAAAAGUUUCUGGAAUGGUUCCGGGAGCAAGAGAUGGACAUUCGGCUUGCGUCUUGGGAAAGAGCAUGUAUAUCUUUGGGGGAUAUGAACAAUUGGCUGAUUGUUUUUCAAAUGACAUCCACAAAUUGGAUAGCAGCAACAUGAUUUGGAGUCUGAUCUGUACAAAGGGCACACCAGCUCGAUGGAGAGACUUUCACUCAGCCACAAUAAUUGGGACAAAGAUGUAUGUGUUUGGGGGAAGAGCAGACCGCUUUGGGCCAUUCCACUCCAACAAUGAGAUCUACUGUAACCGAAUCAAAGUAUUUGACACAGACACAAACUCUUGGCUGGACUCGCCUCCCACUCCCCUCCUUCCUGAAGGCAGAAGGAGCCACUCAGCAUUUGGCUACAAUGGAGAGUUGUAUAUAUUUGGUGGCUACAAUGCACGUCUGAACAGACACUUUCACGAUCUCUGGAAAUUUGAUCCAGUUUCUUUUACCUGGAAGAAAAUUGAUCCCAAAGGGAAAGGGCCAUGUCCUCGCCGCAGGCAGUGCUGUUGUAGAGUAGGGGACAAGAUCAUCCUCUUUGGAGGCACAAGCCCAUCCCCAGAGGAAGGCAUGGGAGAUGAAUUUGACCUGAUGGAUCACUCGGACCUGUACAUCUUAGACUUCAGUCCCAGCUUAAAAACACUCUGUAAACUGGCAGUGAUACAGUAUAACCUCGACCAGUCCUGCCUCCCUCAUGACAUCAGGUGGGAGCUUGCAGCAAUGACGACAAACAGCAACAUCAGCCGACCCAUCUUCUCCUCUCAUGGAUAAUCUGGUCUCCUGCUCCCCCUCCCAGCUACCCUCGGCCCCCUGCCUUGCAGACAUCAUCCACUGUCUCCUUCACUGUGCAUGAAUGUUUAGCCUAUUCAGGAAAGGGGCACUGCUUCACCGCCACAUAAGAGAUUUCUUUGUAGUCCAGCGCUAGGAGGGCUCUACUUGCCCACCCUGCUGCCACACCUCUCCAGCUGCAACUUUGCCGAGACCUCGCCUUAAAGGCAGCAUGCAUGCAGAAUUGGACAGUGCGCUCUACAGAGAAGCAGUGCGGGUGUGUUCCUGCUCCUGCUGCUGGACGCUACAGCUUACAUCUCCCUAUGGCGGUAGUACAACUUGAACAAUAGGAACAAAAGAAACUCAGGACUAACUGGUGUAAGGCCAGCAUGUGCUUCGCAUAAGUCUAGAAUCAAAGGCAAACCAAGCAAGGACUUACCAAGACCCAACUUCUCUACGUCCCUAGCCAUUUUGAGUGCCUGGCCCUCACCAUUAAUCCAAGGGCUGAACCGGGUGCCCUGUCUUAAGCCAUUUUCUCUGCUCUGCUGUGAGCGCAGAAAAGCAUGCCUCGUCUUACAUAUUUUGAAAUUUGACUGGGUUUGCCCUUCACCAUUGGGCAUCCAGGGGAAUUCCAUAUAUAUAUAUAUGUAUAUGUAUAUGUAUAUGUGAUAAUCAAGCACUCGCUGCCUUUACAGUAGUGUGGACUUCUGUGAGGUCAGACUCUUUGCUUGGAAGAGGAGGGGAAAACAAUGACAACUCUGCCCAGCUAGGCAAGGAGUGGCCAUCCAACAUCUCGUAAGACUGAGUAGAACAGAGACUUUUCUGUGCCUGUUGCAGGAGAGGUCAAUGCAAGAUCUGAAAUGCUGCUGCCCAGUUUCAUGUGUACAAGCAGCACCUCUGAAUUUAUAAAUACGGGGGGGCGGGGAAGCUAAACUUUGGUA